AUGCAUUGGAGACAUUCCGUUGGUCGACAACGGAACGGAUGGGGGAACGGGCCGUACCUCCCAGCCAAUAGGAGGCACAGCCGGAACUCGCCGAACCGCGAUCAACGAUGUUCAACAUCGUUGAUCGUGGUGUUCCUCCCUCACCCCUCACUGCAAAGCAACCCUGAAACACAAAGAAAGAACCGCGUUCAUGUCAAUAACGACGCAACAAAACGACUGAGCCCCUCCCCUUGCGACAGGGAUCCUCUCGUCCACCACCACCCGCUCGCCCACCAUCGCUCUCUCGACCAGGCGGAUGAUGGCAACGGCAGGCACAAGACGACAAGGGCGGGCACAGGACGAGGGCGGGGGCACGACAAGGGCGGGGGCACAACAAGGGCAGGGGCACAACAAGGGCAGGGGCACGACGAGGGCAGGGGCACGACAACGACAACGGAGGGCACGACAACGACGGGGGACACGACAACGACGAAGGGGGACACGACAACGAUGGGGGACACGACAACGACGAAGGGGGACACGACAACGACGGCGAUGGCGAUGAGGGAACGACAACGACGGUGGCGGCGGGGGCACCCUUCACCCCCGCCCUUGCCCCUCGUCCACCCCCUGUCAUCUGCCUCGCCCUGCCUCGCCCUCUCGCCCACCUCGUCCGCCUCUCACCCAUUCGCCCUCACUCACUCUCGCCCUCUCGCCCGCCUCUCACUCUCGCCCUCUCGCCCUCGCCCUCUCGCCCUCACCCUCUUGCCCCCACCCUCUUGCCUUCGCCCUCUCGCCCACCUCUCCCUCUUACCCGCCUCGCCCCUGCUGUCUCACGACGACGACGACGACGGGCGCAGAACGAUAACGGCAGGCAAAGGACGACGAAGGUGGGCAGAGGACGACGAAGGCGGGCAGAGGACGACGAAGGCGGGCAGAGGACGACGAAGGCGGGCAGAGGGCGACAACGGCAGGCACGACGACGACGACGGCGGCGGGCACCCUCUCUGCGUCGCCCUCUCCCCCUCGUCCAUCGCUCGCUCGCCCUCUGCCUCGCCCUCGUCCACCCCUCGCUCGCCCUCUGCCUCGCCUUCACCCUCUCGCCCUCUCGCCCUCUCACCCUCUCUCCUCUCGCCCUCUCUCCUCUCUCCUCUCUCCUCUUGCCUCUUGCCUCUCGCCCUCUUGCCUCUUGCCCUCUCCUUUGCCUUUGCCCUCUCACCCCUCGUCCACCCUCGUCCACCCCUCUCCCCCCCUCGCCCGUUCGCCCACCUCGCCCUGUCACCCACUCACCCACUCACCCUCUCGCCCAUUCGCCCGCCUCGUCCGCCUCUCGCCUGUUCGCCCUCUCGCCCGUUCGCCCUCUCGCCCAUUCGCCCUCGCCCAUUUGCCCAUUCGACCGCCUCUCCCUCUCACCUUUCACCGUCUCGCCAUCUCGUCCGCCUCGCCCUGCCACCCUUUCGCCCUCUCGCCGCCUGCACGAGCGCGAGGAGGAGGGAGCACGAGGAGAACGGCUUCCGUACCGCUCCCAUCGAACGCAGCGUGCAGGAUGAUUUCGAUCUCUGGGCUGUUGCAAAGUCCUGGGCUCCCAUUGAUGACCCAAACUACACCCUCGAUUCGACCGACAACCUGUACAACAAGGUGCUAGAAUGCGAGAUGUGCAGAGAAGGCCACAUGUUGUGUGGAGAGAUCUCCAUCACCAGGAGUAUCUCGACGAACUACUACAGCAGGCAGGAAGAGGGGAUUUUCGUGGCACUACCAGCUGCCCUGAUUGCAUUGCGCGCCAUGAGGAUGUUCCAAAAAUGGGAGGGCUCUAUAUUCGUCAAGACAUCAUUAAAAGACUUGGGCCUCAAGAUCCAGCUCAAUCAUUCAGGGUCGUUCUGCUCCAAUCCCAUCCUGUGUCAUUGGCGCCAUCUCCACUUGCUCAAGAGAGGCAGCCAUGGUCAUGACCCCUGUGGCACUGAACAGACUGAACCUGGUGCUCUUGCUCUGCAGUGCCCAUCUUGCCCACACCCUGGUAUAAACCUACCUCCUGGAUUCGAAUCAGUCGCAGCAGAUGAGAAAUAUCUAUACAUGAAGUUUAUCUGUAUGGAUGCCAACUUUUGGUUAAAGAACCAGUUGGUCUCCAAUUACUCUCAAGACCCCGGGCUCGGUGUUGGGUGGGCAUACAUGUUGCCCUGCCUCCCUUAUGAGCAGUAUGUUCUCAGCUGCAUGAAGGACGAAGACAUUAGUACAUGUGUCAGACUUCAAGUGCUCGCUCAAGCACACACGAAGAACACAAAAGGAUUGCAGUAUACCAGGGUCGGUGGGGCGUUUUGCGGAAGGUCAGAGAUGAUUCUUCCUCAGGGCGUGGGGAAUCUGCAGAAAGGCGAACACUACGCAAAUAUGGAUUUCAUUUUUGGAUCCGUACUCGCCACUGUCUUCCUUCCUCUGGUACUCAUCAGCUAUGACAUCACCUGUCAAUGGUUUGUAAACCUGAAGAAACGAGUUGAUGAGCACUGGCCAGAGUCGCUCCGAGUUCCUGAAGGGACAAAGCUCAUACCUGCAAUACCAAAACUACAUGAGCCGAUGCAUGAAGCCACUAAUCAUCAAGUUUUUUUGUUGAACUUCAUACCCGGUGUUGGGAAAUCCGACUUGGAAACCCCUGAAUGUGUCUGGUCAGCACACAAUGCCCUUGGGAAUUCUACAAAAACACAGGCACCUGGGUCGCGACAAGACACCCUUGAUGACAACUUUCAGUUCUGGAACUGGCGCAAGUAUACGGAAGCACAUCACGGCCUUAUGGAGACGCUUGAAGCAGUGGUGGUCAACAAGUGGGAGAAGACGUGCCUCCAGUGGGAAAAGGACCCCUUCCUGAAAACAAAACCUAACCCUUACCACAUGGCGAGCACUACUUUGACGGAGGCUCAAGUGCAGAAGGAACUCAACGAAGAAGAGCAACAACACCUGGCUGCAGGCGCAACACCUCUCCAUGCCACCACUGCAUCCUUGUUCAUCACGCUGGGGCUUGAACUGGAAGAGACCCAGGCCUGGGAGAAGCUGGUUCCAAUUUACCUACCAGGUAUUCUGCAGUAUCAAGCCGACCUCCAAGCAAUGAAUCCGAGCCUAUGUGCUGCGCCAGGGUAUCCAGAAGACUCCAAGUUAUGGCUGCCAUCUGCUGUCGACACGCAAGCUCGUCCGAGGGUUUGCCUUGAUGGCCUUCCUGAAAUUGAGGAGAAACUCAGAACUGCGCAGUGCCACAAUGCAUUGGAAGGGAUUCGCACUAUACUGACUAUCAAGAGUCGUAUGGUGGCAUUCAAAAACAAGAAUGUACGAGGUCAACGAGAAGGCACUCGAUCAUGUGUUGUGAUCGAUCGCGUUCACGAGAGGGCAAGGGCAGCCACUGAGAAGUAUCGAGCUGCACGAGCUGUGAAACUUGUGCUUUCUGGGCCAGGAGAUUGGGUUCAAGAGCUGCAAGAGCUCGCCGACGGUGAUAUUCGGGGCUAUCAAGACCCUAACUGCCUUGGUCCCUGCCCUGGACGGCGAGGAACUCUUGAGGACAACCUAAUCGCAGACGGUGCAGGCGACUCCAGAGCACCUACUGAAGAACCACCAGAAUUGACACUAUUCAAUGAGGAACGGACACGGCAAGAUGGAACCGGUGAAACCCGGCGCACGCUUUGUUGGAUCUGGCUCACCAAAUCUCGCAGCCCGAAGCCGAACGACGCCAACAACAAUAUUCUCAGCUCAGAGUGGGCCAAAAGCCAAGCACAAGCAACACAUUCAAAGGAAGAAGUGCUCCUACUAUGUGAGGAAAUGAGGAGGACACUCGAAUAUCUCACCUGGAAGGCGAAACAGUGGAGAAGCCAGGCGAAGGCCUGCACCCUGAGUGCAGAUCUAUCCGAGGGUCUGAAUGCGUAUGCUCUUGGUCAGGCUCUCAUCCAAGACAGGUUGGCUUCCGCAUUCCGCGCCCUCUGGAAAUGCCCCCUUGAAGACAGCCUUGACGAUAUCCACAAUGCAACAUUACUUCACCCUGAUGAUGACGAGGCAGACGGCAAUGAGGAUGUCAAUGAAGAUGCAGAUGGCAAUGUUUCGGAUGGAGAUGAAAGGGAGUAA
Cyclocybe aegerita is the source of this 4071-nucleotide messenger RNA. The record is from the annotation of a GenBank genome assembly. NCBI's taxonomy places the organism in Eukaryota, Fungi, Basidiomycota, Agaricomycetes, Agaricales, Hemipholiotaceae.